CGAGCCAUACUGGAAAAAAAACCCUGAAACUAAAACGGAUUUAAUGAAUUAAAAGUUUCGGUUUGAACAAUUAACUCAUUCACUCAAAUAGACAAUUUUUUAUUUUUAUUUUUAUUUAUUUAUUUUUUAAAAGUCCUCAUGGCGCCAGGAUGUGGGAUUGAGAACUUACAUUUUCAUUGGUUCGUUUCUAGAAGUCCGUCCGGAGCUGCAGUGAUGAAGGUUCCUGGUCCAGAGUUCCUGGUGCUGCCGUGGCCCGGUGGUUCUGAGCCGGUCCUGGAGGACGAAGGCUGGACUCUGUCGCUGAGAUGUGGAGCUCUGCUGGGAGUCACCGUCAUCUGUGUGGUCGUGUUGAGGAGGUGGAUCUCAGGUGGAGUUUGUCGGUGUCCAGUCCGUCUGGACGGGAGGACGGUUGUGAUCACUGGAGCAAACACCGGCAUCGGGAAAGAGACGAGCAGAGACCUGGCUGGCAGAGGAGCCCGGGUGGUGAUGGCGUGCAGGGACCUGGCCCGGGCGGAGACGGCGGCGGAGGACAUCCGACGCUCGACGGGAAACGGUAACGUGGUCAUCAGACACCUGGACCUGUCCUCAGUCUACUCCGUGAGACAGUUUGCUAAAGAGUUCCUGGAAACUGAAGACAGACUGGACAUCCUCAUCAACAACGCAGGAGUGAUGAUGUGUCCACGAUGGCUGACUGAAGAUGGUUUUGAGACUCAGCUCGCUGUCAAUCAUCUGGGUCACUUCCUGUUGACCAAUCUGCUGCUGCCAAAGCUGAAGAGCUCCGCCCCUAGCCGCGUGGUCAACGUGUCCUCCAUCGCCCACCGGGGGGGUCACAUCGACUUUGACGACCUGUUCUUCAGCAGGAGGCCGUACAGCGCUUUGGAGAGCUACAGGCAGAGCAAGCUGGCCAACGUCCUGUUCUCCAGGGAGCUCGCCCGCCGCCUCACAGACUCGGGCGUGUCCUCGUUCUGCCUCCACCCCGGCGUGAUCCGGACCGAGCUGGGACGCCAUGUGGAGGACUGGUGUCCCCUGCUGGGGACGCUGCUGCGGCUGCCGUCCCUGCUGCUGAUGAAGACGCCCAGCGAAGGCUGCCAGACCUCGGUGUUCUGCGCCGUGACGCCGGGUCUGGAGGGACAGUCCGGCCGCUACUUCAGCGACUGCACGGAGCGGGACGUGUCUCCGGAGGGACGGGACGACCAGGCCGCCAGGAAGCUUUGGGAGGAGAGCGCUCGGCUGGUCGGGCUCCAGGACUCCAGCUGAUCUGACCUCUGACCUCCGGGACGACUGCAGCGCCUCCUUCAGGACACAGGAGACAUGUCCCUUCACAUGUGUGACUGUUGUGUGUUGUUGUCCAUAGGACACACACACAGUUUAAUAACGUUUACACACAUUAACACAUUAACACAUAUCAUCCACAUAUUCUCAGUGUCUUCCUCAAACAACGAUCACGGGUUCUGUUCCAGCAUCAGGACAGGACACUUCUUUGCACUGCACAUAUACACAUAUAUAUAUAUGUUAUAAUAAUUACAACUAUAACUGUGUGUGAGACACUGGCGGGUUAGAGGUAGGGUUCUAGGGUUAGAGUUCUAGAGUUAGGGUUCUAGGGUUAGGGUUCUAGGGUUAGGGUU
Messenger RNA from Mugil cephalus (flathead mullet), 1625 nucleotides. RefSeq names its product retinol dehydrogenase 13 (gene crdhl). The transcript has 8 exons. NCBI's taxonomy places the organism in Eukaryota, Metazoa, Chordata, Actinopteri, Mugiliformes, Mugilidae. The coding region runs from base 139 to 1257 and encodes 372 amino acids. The record is from RefSeq and is a predicted model, not a curated record.